AUGAAGCUCACCACAGCCCAAUUGCUCCUCGCCGGAGCUGUCGAGCUCUGCGCCGGUCUCCCUCACUACGACAGCCCUCAGCAGCGUCUCGCCAAGGGCCUUUCUCUCACAGGCAAAUACGCCAAGGACGAGCCCUACACGCCCGGACACAAGGACCCUCACGACCAUGCCAUUGACGCCAUUGGAAAGGGUCUUGAUCCUCGGCCGUGGCGCAACGGCGACGGCGCUACCGUCCUGGGUCCGUAUAAUCGCGAUCGGUCGCGGCAGAGCCCAGAUAUGAUUCGGCCGCCGAGUACGGAUCACGGAAACAUUGCCAACAUGCGCUGGAGCUAUACCGACUCGCAUGUGAGAAUUGAGGAAGGCGGAUGGACCAGACAGACCACCAUUCGUGAGCUGCCCACCAGCAUUGAGCUUGCUGGAGUGAAUAUGCGUCUUGACACGGGCGUCAUUCGCGAAUUGCACUGGCACAAGGAAGCUGAGUGGGCGUACGUGCUCGAAGGUGAAGUUCGUGUCACUGCGCUCGACUACGAGGGCGGCAACUUUAUCGACGACUUGAAGAAGGGUGAUUUAUGGUACUUCCCCAGCGGCGUGCCUCACUCUCUGCAGGGACUGGGAGAAAACGGCACAGAAUUCCUGCUCAUCUUUGAUGACGGCCGCUUCUCCGAGGAAUCUACCUUUAUCCUGACCGACUGGCUGGCACACACGCCCAAGUCCGUCAUCGCCAAAAACUUCCAACUCGACCCCGAAGUCUUCGCCCACCUCCCCGCCGGCGAGAAGUACAUCUUCCAGGGCUCUCACCCCGGCAGCAUCGACCAAGAGCGCCCAACCGGCAAACACGUCAAGAAGUCCAAGUACCAAUUCACGCACAAGAUGCUGGACCAAGAGCCCAAGCACACGUCCGGCGGCCUCGUGCGCGUCACCGACUCGACCAACUUCCCCAUCUCCAAGACCGUGGCCGCCGCGCACGUCAUCAUCGAGCCCGGAGCGCUGCGCGAGAUGCACUGGCACCCUACCGCCGACGAGUGGUCGUUCUUCAUCCGCGGCCGCGCCCGCGUCACCAUCUUCGCGGCCGAGGGCAACGCCCGAACGUUCGACUACGUCCCCGGCGAUGUGGGCAUCGUGCCCAAGAACAUGGGCCACUUUGUGGAGAACAUUGGCGACGAGCCCGUCGAGAUGCUCGAGGUGUUUCGGGCGGACAAGUUCAGGGACUUUUCGCUGUUUCAGUGGAUGGGCGAGACGCCGCAGCGCAUGGUGGUUGAUCACUUGUUUGCGGGGGAUGAGGAGAACGGGAAGAAGUUUUGGGAUCGGGUCAAGGAUGCGAAGAAGGAUGAGGUUAAGAAGGAUGGGGGUGAUGAUGCUGAUGUUGAGGGUGAGGGUGAGCUUUAG
Pochonia chlamydosporia 170 is the source of this 1386-nucleotide messenger RNA. RefSeq names its product oxalate decarboxylase oxdC. The record is from RefSeq and is a predicted model, not a curated record. Gene Ontology annotation, biological process: oxalate metabolic process. The transcript is spliced from 3 exons. Lineage: Eukaryota; Fungi; Ascomycota; Sordariomycetes; Hypocreales; Clavicipitaceae. The coding region runs from base 1 to 1386 and encodes 461 amino acids.